AUGGAAGUUGAGUUUACGAUGCGCAUCUCCUACCUGGAGCUGUACAACGAGGAGCUGUGCGACCUCCUCUCCACCGAUGACUCACCAAAAAAACGCAUCUUCGACGACAGCACAAAGAAGGGUUCGGUGAUCAUCCAGGGCCUCGAGGAGAUCACUGUCCAGAGCAAGGACGAUUUCUACAAGCUCCUGGAGAAGGGCAAGCUCAAGGCACGCGGUAUGAUGCCCACAUCAGAGUCCUACAAAAGGGCCAAAAGCCAAAGACAAAAGACAGAGGACUUCAACUCCGCGGUCUCAUUCCCCACCAUCGUGUGCGUCUUGCCAGUACCCGUCUGUCCGUAUGCGAACACCGUGCAAUUGUAG
Messenger RNA from Drosophila miranda, 360 nucleotides. RefSeq names its product kinesin-like protein Klp61F. The record is from RefSeq and is a predicted model, not a curated record. NCBI's taxonomy places the organism in Eukaryota, Metazoa, Arthropoda, Insecta, Diptera, Drosophilidae. The transcript is spliced from 2 exons. Gene Ontology annotation, molecular function: ATP binding; plus-end-directed microtubule motor activity; microtubule binding. Gene Ontology annotation, biological process: microtubule-based movement; mitotic spindle assembly. Bases 1 to 360 code for a protein of 119 amino acids. Gene Ontology annotation, cellular component: nucleus; spindle microtubule.